AUAAAGGCGGGAGCUGAACCUCCGGUUCGCCACUCACACACACACCUCUUUCCUUGAGCACUCGCUAGGUGAGGCGCUCCCUAGGACAGGCUUGUUCCACUCAUGAAUCUGCACCAGCAGCAGAAUCAUUUUCUGGAAAUAGACAAGAAGAACUGCUGUGUGUUCCGGGAUGACUUCAUCGCCAAUGUGCUGCCACCGGUAUUGGGGCUGGAGUUUGUGUUCGGGCUUCUGGGCAAUGGCCUUGCCCUGUGGAUUUUCUGCUUCCAUCUCAAGUCCUGGAAAUCCAGCCGGAUCUUCUUGUUCAACUUGGCUGUGGCUGACUUUCUCCUGAUCAUCUGCCUGCCAUUCUUGACGGACAACUAUGUGAGGAAGUGGGACUGGAGGUUUGGGGACAUCCCUUGCCGGCUAAUGCUCUUCAUGCUGGCCAUGAACCGCCAGGGCAGCAUCAUCUUUCUCACGGUGGUGGCUGUGGACAGGUACUUCCGGGUGGUCCAUCCUCACCAUGCUCUGAACAAGAUCUCGAAUAGGACAGCGGCCCUCAUUUCCUGCCUCUUGUGGGGUGUCACCAUUGGCCUGACGGGUCACCUCCUAUACAAAAAAAUGCUGAUCAGGAAUAGAGAUGCAAAUUUGUGCAGCAGCUUUAGCAUCUGCCAUACCUUCAGGUGGCAUGAUGCUAUGUUCCUUCUGGAAUUCAUCCUGCCUUUGGGCAUCAUCCUAUUCUGCUCGGCCAGAAUCAUCUGGAGCCUGCGCCAACGACAAAUGGACAGACAUGCCAAGAUCAAGAGAGCCAUCAACUUCAUCAUGGUGGUGGCCAUCGUCUUCAUCAUCUGUUUCCUGCCCAGUGUGGCCGUGCGCAUACGCAUUUUCUGGCUCUUGCACACUACAGGUACGAAGAACUGUGACAUCUAUCGCUCGGUUGACCUGGCAUUUUUCAUCACCCUUAGCUUCACCUACAUGAACAGCAUGCUGGACCCUUUGGUAUACUACUUCUCCAGCCCCUCUUUCCCCAACUUCUUCUCUACCCUGAUCAACCGCUGCCUGAGGAAAAAGACACCACAAGAGUUGGAUAACAACCAGAGCACAAGCAUGGAGCUCACAGGUGAUCUGAAUACUACCAGGAGUGUGCCGGACAAUUUAUUGGCCAACUCCGGGGAGCCACGGAACCCAUCUUACCUGACCCCAGCUUCUCGCUAAAUAACCAAGCCAAGAAGAGAGCUUGUCACCAAGAACCAAGGUCUCUGGAUACACAGUUUGGCUGGGUGCACAGGAUACCAUCAUUAAACUUGGCCUGUGGUUUCCUGGAACUUCCAGAUUCAGAGAAUCAGAUUUGGAGAAGGGUAGUGGCAGAGUGGGCUGCCUGGUUGUGGAGCGUCACCAGAGGACCCUUGGGGGAACAGAGAGGAAAGCUUCUGAAACUUCUGCUCAAUUUCUGACCCUCGUGGAACUGAAGAUGGCAUAACUGUCCAUACUUUUGCUGAGUAGAGUUGGAGCCACGGAGACGCCCAUCAGCGCCUGUGAUUCACUGGCCUCUUUCCCUCACCUGCCUGAAACAGGGAUGGUUCUUGGCUCCUGGGGUGAUACCUAGCCUGUUGGUGGGCUCUAGAUGGAAUAAGAAAAGCUAAGUGGCUGGAGGAGAGUUAUUGCCCCGGGAGGGAGGCCAGGCGUCAUUAAACAAACCAGUAGUUCUCCCACAUUCCAUGGGACCAAUUAAUCUUCCAGCCACACUUCAGUAGAAAAGCACUAGGCAGACAGACUCACAAGCUUGGGUUAAUAUCUGAGUUUCCAGUAGUCAUAAGGGAGGGAUUAGCCACGGCAGGACUGAGCAAAACAGUCCUACUAAGAGAAAGGAAAGGUGUUUGUGCUGUGGCUAAUCCAUUCCUCUCCUGUUGACAAUAAUCGAAGGCUGAGCAGUUAGAGGCCUCAGAGAAGAUAACUCCUUCCCAUCUCUUGUUUUUGUCAUUAAAAGGGAAAUGCUGCCCAGUGGUAAAGAGAGAGAAGGUUCCUUCACAUUUGUUCGCUUGUUUCUGUCCUUAUAAGAAAUCUACCACUUCAAUAAAUUUUGAUAUGAGACACACA
Messenger RNA from Nyctereutes procyonoides (raccoon dog), 2076 nucleotides. Its product is annotated as hydroxycarboxylic acid receptor 2. Bases 103 to 1194 code for a protein of 363 amino acids. Gene Ontology annotation, biological process: G protein-coupled receptor signaling pathway. The record is from RefSeq and is a predicted model, not a curated record. The transcript has a single exon. Lineage: Eukaryota; Metazoa; Chordata; Mammalia; Carnivora; Canidae. Gene Ontology annotation, cellular component: membrane. Gene Ontology annotation, molecular function: G protein-coupled receptor activity.